Oreochromis aureus is the source of this 516-nucleotide messenger RNA. RefSeq names its product putative olfactory receptor 13C6. The transcript has 3 exons. Gene Ontology annotation, cellular component: membrane. Gene Ontology annotation, biological process: G protein-coupled receptor signaling pathway. The record is from RefSeq and is a predicted model, not a curated record. Gene Ontology annotation, molecular function: olfactory receptor activity. Bases 1 to 516 code for a protein of 171 amino acids. Lineage: Eukaryota; Metazoa; Chordata; Actinopteri; Cichliformes; Cichlidae.
AUGUUACAUCAGCUCACUGAUGGAUGGCAUAAACUCAAUUCAGUUUAUGAGCAUGUGACACACAUAUCUGAAUUUCUACUUGGGUUUUCCAACAUCCCUCAUAUUAGGUAUUUCUGUGUCUUCCUGUGUUUUGUCUACAUCAUGACUGUUUUGGGUAAUGGCUUUCUUCUCUUAGUUAUUUGGCUGGUGAAGACUCUUCAUACUCCUAAAUACAUGAUUGUGUUCAACAUGGCAUUGACAGAUUUGUGUGGGAGCACAGCUCUCAUUCCAAAACUCUUAGAUACUUUUCUGUUUGACAGGAGAUACAUUUUCUAUGAUCCCUUUGGGAUCACUAACAUAGUUGCAUGGGCCUCCUACAUUGAUCCUAAUGCCAGAAUGAUAAAUUACACAUUGACACACACCAUACCACCUUUGCUCAAUCCUAUUGUAUAUGCUUUAAAGACAGAAGAAGUGAAAAAUGCAAUAAAAAAGCUUUGCAAAAGAAAUAAUGUUAGCAAUACAGUCACAAAAUGCUGA